Oncorhynchus masou masou (cherry salmon) is the source of this 3105-nucleotide messenger RNA. RefSeq names its product whirlin-like. NCBI's taxonomy places the organism in Eukaryota, Metazoa, Chordata, Actinopteri, Salmoniformes, Salmonidae. The record is from RefSeq and is a predicted model, not a curated record. Gene Ontology annotation, cellular component: stereocilia ankle link complex; photoreceptor inner segment; plasma membrane. Gene Ontology annotation, biological process: sensory perception of sound; auditory receptor cell stereocilium organization. The transcript is spliced from 12 exons. The coding region runs from base 1 to 3105 and encodes 1034 amino acids. Gene Ontology annotation, molecular function: protein binding.
AUGAUGAGCAGUGAUUUGGAGCACGUUUCACUCAAUUCAACGACGGCCAGCAACUCCGGGACUGGGUCGGGCGGCCGAGGGCUGUCAGCCAACGUUCGGAAGCUGCACAACGCGCUCAACUUACUGCUCACUGACUUCGAGAGAGAACAAUUCAUCCACUGCCUCAAUGUUUACCACGCUAAACGCAACGUCUUCGACUUGGUUCAAACUCUCAAAAUAAUCCUCAACACGCCGAACAAACGACAACUCCUCCCCAUGUUGCGUUUGGUCAUUCCCCGCUCAGAUCAGUUGUUGUUCGACCAGUAUACUUCCGAGGGCCUGUACCUCAAAACGGAUCAUCUACCACUAAACAGUAUCAACAACCCUGAAAGCUUUGGAGGAGUAGGCAAUACUGCAAACAACUAUGUCCCAAUUCCCACUACACACUUUAUGAACCCGCAUGAGCCCCCGUUGCCUCAUGAUCUUUCUUGUUUCACAUCACCAGAAGCUUGCCCCUGCCCGGAUAGUUUCAGCACCACCGCGGAUGGGACAGCUCCCCUGUCUUUCAUGCAGGGGGAGGCUGUUGGAGAGAUCCGCGAAGUGACACUGAGACGCAGCAAGAGCAAUGAGGGCUUAGGGUUCAGUAUCCGGGGAGGUUCUGAGCACGGUGUGGGAAUCUAUGUGUCGCUAGUAGAACCCGGAUCUUUUGCGGAGAAUGAAGGACUGAGGAUCGGGGAUCAGAUAGUGACUGUUAACGGCAUGCUGUUUGACAGAGUCUCACACAUGGAGGCAGUCAAGGUCCUGAAAGGCUGUAAGAAGCUGGCCAUGUCAGUUUGUUCAGUGGGCCAGAUCCCCGGGGGGUAUGUCACCAACAACAUUUAUGCCUGGGUGGAUCCUCAUGGCCGCAGUGUGUCCCCUCCCUCCGACCUGGAGCAGCAAAGCACCCUGGGACCACAACACAGCCAGAGACGUACAGGACACACACAGGAGAAGACAGUAAACCUGAACCUGGACGAUGGUCUCUCUCUGGGCCUGAUGAUCAGAGGAGGGGCGGAGUAUGGCCUGGGUAUCUACAUCACUGGGGUAGAUCCCGGCUCAGCUGCAGACCACGGGGCACUCAAGGUGGGCGACCAGUUGCUGGAGGUGAAUGGGCGGAGCUUCGUUGCAAUCCCCCAUGACGAGGCGGUGAGGAUCCUGAAGACGUGUCGUCACCUGCUGGUGAGGGUGAGGGACGUUGGCCGCGUGCCCCAUGCCCGCACCGUGGUGGACCAGACCAAAUGGAUCAGCAGCCCCAUCACCCCUAGCCCACCGCCCAUAACAGAGAGCACCGCCAGCCCAGCCGCUACACGGCCAUCUUCAGCGCGGGCUGCACCUGUAUUAGGAAAGUCUGUGUGUCAAGGUGUGAGGCCCCUGGGUUUCCAGGUGUCUCUGGAGGAGCAGGCCUUCCUGCUGCUGACAGACCCAGAGAGACAGACCAUGGGCUACUACCUGCGGGAGUACCAGGAGGGACACAUCGGCCUGGAGCCCCUGACAAUGGCCCUGUUUGAGCUCUUCAACACUCGUGCCAAGUUGUCCCUGCUAUCUGAGGUGCGUAGUCAGGUGGCUCCCCAGGAACUGGAGCUGUAUGAUGGCCUGGUGCUGCAUCGCGAGAGGGAGGCUCUGAAGGCCUGUCACGGAGGAAUGGGAUCGCUACACCCUGUGCACCCAUACAGCCGCUGUCUACACGCUGAGCCCUCAGCCAGCCAAAGCCACUCCAACCCGGCCACUCUCUGCUCUACCAAGAAUGAAGUGCAGUCGACAGCCGAGUCUCCUCCGUUCUUCAAGCCUCCUCCUCCCUCCGGACCCGGACAGACCCAGCCCAGACAUCCGAGGGACAGGGAGAGGGAGCAGUCCAAGCGCCUCUUAUCCAGACACUCCCAAUCUGGCCUGGUCUUUACUGCCCCCACCAGGCUGCACCAGGAAUGUCACCACAAACACCUUAAAGCCUUCCAAAGCUUCUCCAACCACCAAACUUCCAACUCCCCUAGCUCUGACCUCCAUCACACCUGUCCCAACCCUGGCCAUCAUACCAGCUCCAACCCUGGCCAUCAUACCACCCCCAACCCUGGCCAUCAUACCACCCCCAACCCUGGCCAUCAUACCACCCCCAACACUGGCCAUCAUACCACCUCCAACACUGGCACUGGUUAUAGCGUCUAUCCAAGCUCUGGCAAUGACACAUCCAUGAACUCUCUUCACCACACCUGCCAAAGCUCCCUCCACAUCUCCACAACUACCUCCUCUGACCACCACACUCCCCAAACACACCAUGGCUGCUCCAGCUCCGGCCACCAUUCCUGCCCUGGCUCCCUUCAUCCCAAGCACUCUGGUCCUCAGAACAAGGACAAAUUCAUCAAGCUUCCCAUCUUCAGAUCCUGCUCCCAUGAGAAGCCUGUUACCUCCCCUGGUCCCUCCCCAUGUCUCUCUCCCUGUCUCUCUCCCUGUCCCUCCCCUGGUCCAUCCCCAUGUCUUCCAGACAGGCCCUGCUCCCCCUGCUCUCCCUCCCUCAGCCAGGGAGGUUUGUGUGUCAUGGCCGACACACACAGACUGACUGCUGAGGCCAGGCCCGAGCCCCAGCAGAGAGGCACCACAUUGUCCCAGCUGUCAGACAGUGGUCAGACUCUGAGUGAGGACAGUGGGGUGGACAUUGCUGAGGCACGAGGGCUCAGUAAAGACAGCAGUCCUUGGCCAACUAAGAACCAGGCCAGCCAGGCCACACAAGGGCCCCAGGGGGCCCAGGGGUCUGCAGUACUGGCAUCCAAACAGCAGCCUGGCUCUCCAGUGCCCAUACUUACUCUGGUACGUGUGGUAAAGAAUGCCAACACUCUUGGCAUUGCUAUAGAGGGAGGUGCAAACACACGGCAGCCACUGCCACGCAUCGUCACCGUACAGAAGGGGGGCUCGGCACACAGUUGUGGGCAGCUGAAAGUGGGACAGGUAAUUCUGGAGGUGAACGGGGUCUCCCUGAGGGGUAGAGAGCACCGGGACGCUGCUCGCAUCAUCGCUGAGGCCUUCAAGACCAAAGAGAAGGACCACAUUGACUUCCUGGUUACCGAGUUUAACACAGCCUUACUGCAAGGCCUUUAG